Messenger RNA from Solanum verrucosum, 1827 nucleotides. RefSeq lists its product as uncharacterized. Bases 1 to 1827 code for a protein of 608 amino acids. The record is from RefSeq and is a predicted model, not a curated record. NCBI's taxonomy places the organism in Eukaryota, Viridiplantae, Streptophyta, Magnoliopsida, Solanales, Solanaceae. The transcript has 21 exons.
AUGGCCCCUGUCCAUAGUGAUGAUGAGGUCCAGGACCAUAAUGCUGAUGACGUCCAAGCUGAUAAUGGUGAUGAGGUCCAGGGAGGAGGCGGCGGCGAUGAUGAGGGCCAGGUCUCCAGCUUGCCUAAUGAUAAUGAGGUCCAGGGAUUAAUGGUCCCUAAUGAUGAUGAGGUCCAGGACCAUAAUGCUGAUGAGGUCCACGGAGGAGGCGGCGACGAUGAUGAUGGGCCAGGUCUCCAGCUUGUCCGUAAUGAUGAUGAGGUCGGGGACCUUAAUGAUGUCCGUGAUGCUGGCAUCGAUGUCACUGGCCAGGUGCAACAAACAAAGGGAGGAGGCAGCGACGAUGAUAAGGGCCAGGUCUCCAGCUUGCCUAAUGAUAAUGAGGUCCGUAAUGAUAAUGAGGUCGGGGACCUUAAUGAUGUCCGUGAUGCUGGAAUCGAUGUCAUUGGCCAGGUGCUUUAUCCCUUUUCUUUGUUGAACUCCAACUUGGUCCGUAUUGAUGAUGAGGUCCAGGACCAUAAUGCUGAUGAGGUCCAGUGUUAUAAUGGUGAUGAGGACCAGAGAGGAGGUGACGACGAUGAUGAGGGCCAGGUCUCCAGCUUGCCUAAUGAAAAUGAGGUCCGUAAUGAUGAUGAGGUCGGGGACUUUAAUGAUGUCCGUGAUGCUGGCAUCGAUGUCACUGGCCAAGUUCGUAAUGAUGAUGAGGUCGGGGACCUUAAUAAUGUCCGUGAUGCUGACAUCGAUGUCAUUGGCCAGGUGCUUUAUCCCUUUUCUUUGCUGAACUUCAACUUGGUCCGUAUUGAUGAUGAGGUCCAGGACCAUAAUGCUGAUGAGAUCCGUAAUGAUGAUGAGGUCGGGGACCUUAAUGAUGUCCAUGAUGCUAGCAUCGAUAUCACUGGCCAGGUGCAACAAACAAAGGUCCGUAAUGAUGAUGAGGUUGGGGACCUUAAUGAUGUCCGUGAUGCUGGCAUCGAUGUCAUUGGCCAAUUCCAUAAUGAUGAUGAGGUCGGGGACCUUAAUGAUGUCCAUGAUGCUGGGAUCGAUGUCACUGGCCAGGUCCGUAAUGAUAAUGAGGUCGGGGACCUUAAUGAUGUCCGUGAUGCUGGAAUCGAUGUCAUUGGCCAGGUGCUUUAUCCCUUUUCUUUGCUGAACUCCAACUUGGUCCGUAUUGAUGAUGAGGUCCAGUGUUAUAAUGGUGAUGAGGACCAGGGAGGAGGCGGCGACGAUGAUGAGGGCCAGUUUCAUUUGUUGAACUCUUCCAACGAGGUCCGUAAUGAUGAUGAGGUCGUGGACCUUAAUAAUGUCCGUGAUGCUGACAUCGAUGUUAUUGGCCAGGUGCAACAAACAAAGGUCCGUAAUGAUGAUGAGGUCGGGGACCUUAAUGAUGUCCGUGAUGCUGGCAUCGAUGUCAUUGGCCAGGUGCUUUAUCCCUUUUCUUGGCUGAACUCCAACUUGGUCUGUAUUGAUGAUGAGGUCCAGGACCAUAAUGCUGAUGAGGUCCGUAAUGAUAAUGAGGUCGGGGACCUUAAUGAUGUCCGUGAUGCUGGCAUCGAUGUCAUUGGCCAAGUGCUUUAUCCAUUUUCUUUGCUGAACUCCAACUUGGUCCGUAUUGAUGAUGAGGUCCAGGACCAUAAUGCUGAUGAGGUCCAGUGUUAUAAUGGUGAUGAGGACCAGGGAGGAGGCGGCGACGAUGAUGAGGGCCAGGUCUCCAGCUUGCCUAAUGAUAAUGAGGUCUGUAAUGAUGAUGAGGUCGGGGACCUUAAUGAGGUCUGUGAUGCUGGCAUCGAUGUCACUGGCCAGGUGCAACAAACAAAGGUAAAAUACUAA